AUGCUCGCCCUGAACAAACGCUGGUCGACUGUCCUCGUCGCCGCCUCCUUCCUCUUCUUCCUCGUCCUCCUCCACAGCAAGACGCCCAAUUCAACCGUGAUCCGCGUCGCUGGCACCUACGGUCAGAAUCUCUGUCCCGCGACUCCGCCAAAUCCGCCCUACAACCGCACGAACCCCGAGGGCUUCAGCUGGCGCGACAUCCCCGUGCGAUACCCCGUGCAGAACCCGAUCCCCCUCUCCAACGAGCCCCCGAUCGCCCUCCCACAGAUCCAAUUCUCCUUUCCUCCUCCGACCCCCGAAGCCGAAGAAAUCCGCAAAGCCCGCCAACAACGGAUAAAAGAGACAUUUCUGAAGGGAUGGCACUCGUACGAGACCCGCGCAUGGAAGACGGACGAACUGCAGCCCAUCUCGGGGCUAUGGCGAAACACUUUUGGCGGAUGGGGCGCGACGCUCGUCGAUAACCUCGACACGCUGUUGAUCAUGGGUCUCCACGAGGAAUUCGAGCGCGCUGUCGCUGGGGUGCUGGACGUCGACUUUAACCCACACUCCUCGUCGCAGAGCAACAUCAACCUCUUCGAGACGACAAUCCGCUACCUCGGCGGCUUCAUCGCAGCAUACGAUCUCUCCGGCUGCAGCGACACGCGCCUCCUCGACAAGGCCGUGCAGAUCGGCGACAUGAUCUACGCCUCCUUCGACACCGACACCCGCAUGCCGGUAACCCGCUGGAACCCGCACAAAGCAGCCGGCGGCGAAGAGCAAUUCCCCGCGGCGCAGGGAAUCAUCGCUGAAAUCGCCUCGUCGAGCCUCGAACUCACGCGCCUGUCACAACUCACCGGUGACAUGCGCUACUUUGACGCGAUCUCCCGAAUCACCGACGUCCUCGACGAGCAGCAGUUCUCCACGCGGAUCCCAGGCCUCUGGCCCGUCGCCGUCAACGUCCAGAAACCCGACCUCACGCAGUCGUCCACCUUCACCUUUGGCGGCAUGGCCGACUCCGCAUACGAGUACCUCGGCAAAACAUACCAGCUUCUCGGCGGCGUGGGCCGCGCACCGCAAUACAAGAAGCUCUACGAUGGGGCCAUGGCCGCCGGCGCCGAAAACCUCCUCUUCCGCCCGAUGGUCCCAGACCACGCCGACAUCCUCGUCGCGGGCGUCGCGCACGCGACCACAUCCACAAUCGGAAUGGAGACGCGCAGCGAGCACCUCGCCUGCUUCGCGGGCGGCAUGUACGCCCUCGGCGGCAAGCUGUUUGCCAACGACUCGCACCUCGCCAUCGGCCGCAAACUCACCGACGGAUGUAUCUGGCUGUAUAAAAAUUCCCCGCUGGGCAUCAUGCCGGAGAUGUUCUCGCUCUCGGCGUGUCCGUCCCGCGGCGAGUGUCCGUGGGACGAGCGCCAGGAGGUCGUCUUCACGACCGUCCGGGACAAGCGGUACAUUCUCCGGCCCGAGGCCAUCGAGUCCGUCUUCUACAUGUGGCGGAUCACCGGCGAGGAGCGGUACCGCGACGCGGCGUGGGAGAUGUUCGAGGCGAUUGAUCGGGCGACGUCGACGGAGUGGGCGAAUGCGGCGCUGCGCGAUGUCAUGGAGCCGAAUGUCAAUGGCGGGGGGCCCGAGAAGGAGGAUAGUAUGGAGAGUUUUUGGUUGGCGGAGACGCUGAAGUAUUUGUAUUUGAUUUUCAGCGAGACGGAUUUGGUGAGUCUGGAUCAUUUUGUUUUUAAUACCGAGGCGCAUCCGUUUCGGUUGCCGGGGAGGGAGUGA
Aspergillus calidoustus is the source of this 1758-nucleotide messenger RNA. Lineage: Eukaryota; Fungi; Ascomycota; Eurotiomycetes; Eurotiales; Aspergillaceae. The record is from the annotation of a GenBank genome assembly.